Messenger RNA from Manihot esculenta (cassava), 981 nucleotides. Its product is annotated as OPA3-like protein. Gene Ontology annotation, biological process: regulation of lipid metabolic process. Gene Ontology annotation, cellular component: mitochondrion. The record is from RefSeq and is a predicted model, not a curated record. The transcript has 4 exons. Bases 261 to 770 code for a protein of 169 amino acids. NCBI's taxonomy places the organism in Eukaryota, Viridiplantae, Streptophyta, Magnoliopsida, Malpighiales, Euphorbiaceae.
UGAAUUAUGAGUGUGUACUGUAAACGCAAUAAACUAGCGUUCACAGGUCAAAAUUGAAUCUUCCAACCUCAGACCUUUUCGCAAAUGCAGCAGCAGCAGCAGCCAAUCUUUCUUCCUCAUCAAGGGAAAUAUUAUUGAUAUAAAAUCGGAUUCACGCAUUUCGUCUUCCGAUUCGAUCCACUACAAAAGCCCAAUUGGUUAAUCGUUUCAGUUAAUCGCAGCAUCAGAUCUCAAUAACUUGAAGAAAAAGAAAGGCGACGAUGGUUCUGCCUCUAUUGAAGCUCGGGACGUUAGCCGUUAAAACGCUAAGCAAGCCACUCGCUAGUAAGCUCAAGCAACAGGCUGCUUUUCACCCCAAAUUCCGCCAGUUAAUCAUCAACUUCGCCCAGGCAAACCACAGAUUGACGACGAGAAUGCAAAGGAGAAUCUAUAGUCAUUCAACUGAUGUUGAGAUACGCCCUUUGAAUGAGGAGAAAGCUGUCCAGGCUGCCGUUGAUCUCAUAGGGGAACUUUUUGUUUUCACUGUAGCAGGAGGUGUAGUGAUUUUUGAGGUGCAAAGGAGUGCCAAAUCAGAAGCAAGAAAGGAGGAAGUGCGCCGGCAAGAAUUCGAGGCAAUGAGGCAAAGAGAUGAAGAAUUAAGCAAGGAAGUGGAAAUUCUUAAGCACAAACUUGAAGAAAUUGAGCAGCUAGCCAAGGGACGAGGACUUGCUGGUAUUUUCCACUUCAAACAUUCUAAUACAGCAGGAGAAGUGGGAAAACCAGCUUCAUAAAACAGCGCAAUUCUAUUUCCAUAACUGCUAAUUCAUCUGAUAUCUCCAUCUCACCAGAUGAAGCUCUCUUCUAUUUCCAUUCUUUUUUGCCUUGGUUCUCAGAUUGAGUUCUGGCUUCUACUGCAAAUAUUCAUAACAAUGAUUUUUUAAGCAAAGGCUUUCCUUGUAGGAAUAAAAUGAAAGAAGGAAUUUAUGGAUGCUGAUUGAUUGA